Molecule: messenger RNA, 3297 nt
Organism: Ornithorhynchus anatinus (platypus)
Lineage: Eukaryota; Metazoa; Chordata; Mammalia; Monotremata; Ornithorhynchidae
Gene: ANKRD52
Product: ankyrin repeat domain 52
Exons: 28
Coding region: 47-3277 (1076 amino acids)
Molecular function (GO): protein binding
Source: RefSeq, a predicted model, not a curated record
GGAGCCGCCGCCGGGACGUCGAUGUGGACGGAGCCCGGGCCGGGCCAUGGGGAUCCUUAGCAUCACCGACCAGCCGCCCCUGGUCCAGGCCAUAUUCAGCCGCGACGUGGAGGAGGUCCGCUCGCUGCUGGCCCAGAAGGAGAACAUCAACGUGCUGGACCAGGAGCGGCGGACGCCACUCCACGCCGCAGCCUACGUGGGGGACAUCGCCAUACUCCAGCUGCUGCUGCUGUCAGGUGCCAACGUCAAUGCCAAGGACACGCUGUGGCUCACUCCCCUGCACAGGGCCGCUGCCUCCCGCAAUGAGAAGGUGCUGGGACUGCUGCUGGCCCACGCGGCGGACGUGAACGCGCGGGACAAGCUGUGGCAGACGCCGCUGCACGUGGCCGCGGCCAACCGGGCCACCAAGUGCGCCGAGACCCUGGCCCCGCGCCUCAGCAGCCUCAACGUCGCCGACCGCAGCGGCCGCAGCGCCCUGCACCACGCCGUGCACAGUGGCCAUCUCGAGAUGGUGAGCUUGCUUCUGAACAAGGGCGCCAGCCUGAGCGUCUGUGACAAGAAAGAGAGACAGCCAUUGCACUGGGCAGCCUUUCUGGGGCACCUGGAGGUGCUGAAGCUGCUGGUGGCCCGGGGGGCAGACCCCGGCUGCAAAGACAGGAAGGGCUACGGGCUGCUGCACACGGCCGCAGCCAGCGGCCAGAUUGACGUAGUCAAACACCUGCUGCGCCUCGGGGCGGAGAUCGACGAGCCCAACGCCUUCGGGAAUACGGCCCUGCACAUCGCCUGCUACCUGGGCCAGGACGCCGUGGCCAACGAGCUGGUCAACGCGGGCGCCAACGUCAACCAGCCCAAUGACCGCGGAUUCACCCCCCUGCACGUGGCCGCCGUCUCCACCAACGGCGCCCUCUGUCUCGAGCUGCUCGUCAAUAAUGGAGCCGACGUCAACUACCAGAGCAAGGAGGGGAAGAGCCCUCUGCAUAUGGCAGCCAUCCACGGGCGCUUCACCCGCUCCCAGAUCCUCAUCCAAAAUGGCAGCGAGAUCGACUGUGCAGACCGGCUGGGGAACACGCCCCUGCACGUGGCCGCGCGCUACGGGCACGAGCUCCUCAUCAGCACGCUCAUGACCAACGGCGCCGACACGGCCCGGCGAGGAAUCCACGACAUGUUCCCCCUGCACUUGGCCGUUCUGUUUGGCUUUUCUGACUGCUGCCGCAAACUCCUCUCCUCAGGUCAGCUGUACAGCAUCGUGUCCUCGCUCAGUAACGAGCACGUGCUCUCAGCCGGCUUCGACAUCAACACCCCAGACAGCCUGGGCCGCACCUGCCUGCACGCUGCUGCUUCCGGAGGGAACGUGGAAUGUCUUAAUUUGCUCUUAAGCAGCGGUGCGGACCUCCGGCGGAGAGACAAGUUCGGGAGGACCCCCCUGCACUAUGCGGCGGCUAACGGGAGCUACCAGUGUGCCGUGACGCUGGUGACCGCCGGGGCUGGGGUCAACGAGGUCGACUGUAAGGGCUGUUCCCCACUUCACUACGCUGCUGCAUCUGACACCUACAGGAGAGCGGAGCCCCCCGCCGCCCCCAGCCACGAGACUGAUGAAGAUGAGUCUCUGAAGGAGUCGCACAGGAAGGAGGCCUUCUUCUGCCUGGAGUUCCUAUUGGACAACGGCGCGGACCCCUCCCUGCGGGACAGGCAGGGCUACACGGCCGUGCACUACGCGGCCGCCUAUGGGAACAGGCGGAACCUGGAGCUGCUCCUGGAGAUGUCCUUCAACUGCCUGGAGGAUGUGGAGAGCACUGUGCCCGUCAGCCCCCUGCACUUAGCUGCCUAUAACGGUCACUGUGAAGCGCUGAAGACGCUGGCGGAGACCCUGGUCAACCUGGACGUGCGAGACCACAAAGGGCGGACGGCCCUGUUCCUGGCCACGGAGCGCGGGUCCACGGACUGCGUGGAGGUGCUCACCGCCCAUGGGGCCUCUGCCCUCGUUAAGGAGCGCAAGCGCAAGUGGACCCCCCUGCACGCUGCCGCGGCCUCUGGCCACACGGACUCCCUCCACCUGCUGAUCGACAGCGGGGAGCGCGCCGACAUCGCGGAUGUGGCGGACGCCCAUGGCCAGACUCCGCUGAUGCUGGCCAUCAUGAAUGGCCACGUGGACUGCGUCCACCUUCUGCUGGAAAAGGGGUCCACGCCCGACGCCGCUGACCGCAGGGGCCGCACGGCUCUGCACCGUGGGGCGGUGACGGGUUGCGAGGACUGCCUGACGGCCCUGCUGGACCACGACGCCUUCGUGCUGUGCCGCGACUCGCAGGGCCGCACUCCCAUCCACCUCGCGUCGGCCUGCGGACACGCCGCCGUCCUCCGGGCCCUGCUGCGGGCCGCGCUGUCCACCGACCCACUGGACUCCGGGGUGGACUACAGCGGCUACUCCCCUGUGCACUGGGCCUCCUACUCCGGUCACGAAGACUGCCUGGAGUUGUUACUUGAACAUGGCCCGUUCGCCUACUGGGAAGGAAAUCCCUUCACACCUUUGCACUGUGCAGUAAUUAACAGCCAGGAUGGCACCGCGGAGAUGCUGCUGGGUGCCCUGGGCACCAAGAUCGUGAACAGCCGAGAUGCCAAAGGACGGACCCCCCUUCACGCUGCUGCCUUCGCCGACAACGUCCCCGCAAUCCAGUUGCUGCUGCGGCACCAGGCCGAGGUGGAUGCCGCUGACCAGGCCGGCCGCACGGCACUUAUGGUGGCCGCGGAGAACGGACAGACCAGGGCCGUGGAGUUCCUGCUGUUCCGGGCGAAGGCAGACCUGGCGGUGCUAGACAACAACAAGAACACAGCCCUACACCUGGCCUGCAGCAAGGGCCACGAGAAAUGUGCCCUGAUGAUCCUGGCGGAAACCCCAGACCUCGGCCUCAUUAACGCCACUAACAGCGCCCUGCAAAUGCCACUUCACAUCGCCGCCCGGAACGGACUGGCCUCGGUGGUCCAGGCUCUCCUGGGUCGAGGAGCCACGGUCCUGGCUGUGGAUGAAGAAGGUCACACCCCGGCCCUGGCCUGCGCCCCCAACAAGGACGUGGCCGACUGCCUGGCCCUCAUCCUCUCCACCAUGAAGCCUUUCCCCCCCAAGGACGCCACCAGCCCCUUUGGCUUCAGCCUCCUCAAGCACUGCAGCAUCGCGGCGGCCAAGACAGCGGGCGGCUGCGGCCCCCUCCCCAACGGAGCCCCCUGUCCCUACGGCCAAGAGCGCCCCAGUGCCAUCGGCCUGGACGGCUGCUACUCGGAGUAGCCCCUGCCCGCCGGCCCGCC